CACUUGAAUAUAUACUCUUUGUACUAUUCUCCUGUAUACAAUGUUAAAGUUGUAUUUUUGUAAAAUUACACUCAGUUCAAUCUAUUUGCAGUUGUCUCAUUUAUUUAUACCCAUUUCAUAAAAUAUGUGCAGGGGGUCUCUCGUUAGGAAAACUUUUUUAAAAAUCCACAAAUUGUAAUGUUUACAAAACAAUUAUUUUAUUCUUGAACUACUUGGCCAAACUUUUUAAGUACAAUCCAAGAUUUGUGUAACUAAGGUUUGCAUUGCAAAUAUUUUGAUUUAAUUGUGCAGAAAAUUGGAUUUAAAAAUAUUCUAAAACAAAAUGAAGCCUGGGUUUGGGUACUUUCUUCUAUUUAUAAAAUGUAUUGUUACAUAUUUUAAAACUUCCUAACUUCAUACACUGCAAUUUACAUUCCCUAAACAAUAAACAUUUAACAGCUUGCUUACAAUAUACAUUUAUGUAUUAUACAAUAUAAAUAGAACUAAAAGUCCAAUUUUCUGAUAUUAAAUAACCAUUGCAAGGAGUCUCACUGGUUCUGAGUAAUAAUUGUAGCUCCCAUCAACUUUUGUUUUAGUUCUGUCUUGUUAUAUGAAAGGAAAAAAUACAGAUUUUUUAGACUUUUAUAGAGGGAACUGUGGAAAUCUAAUAACUACAGAAAGUACCACACUCAGGAUAGUGUGAGACUUUCACUCACUAAAACCACUUAAUACUUUUCAUUGAAUUGAAAUUCAGCCCUGAAACACUGUAUUUAAAGAGAAAAACACCUUAGACGAUGUUCCAGAUUGACCACAUUAUACCAGGCUGCACAUUAAUAAAUAACAUUUUUAUUAACAGAACAUUUAAAACAAAUUACCUACAUCAGGCUGGACAUUACAUCAAAAAUCUGCCAAAACGUAGCUCUUCUAAUACACCAAAUAUCUUUAACCCAUCUGAAUUGACAAAAUUACAACAGGUUACACAUUUACUUCAAGAAAUCUACAAAAACUCAAGUUGCUUCAUUUUACUAAAUAAUACCUAUCAUUGUCAUAAAUGUUUUCAAUUAUGCAACAACAUGACUUCUGUAAUAAAUCAUAUCUUUAACAUUUGUUUUAAUUCGCCACAAAGACUUCAGGUUUCUUAUUACCUCAUCACAGCUGUUUUCAAUUUCUUAUCAAAUACACCAUGUCAUAACACCCUGUUCUGAUUGGCCAUUCAUUUAGGCAUACCUCAUUGCAAAUGUUUUUAAUUGUGCAUCAAAGAGGUUUCUGCAGCACACCAUUCUUCCUUUUUAAUUGACCACAAGACUUCAAGCUUUUUAUUACCUCUUCACUCAUUUGCUGAAGAUCAUUCUUCUCUCAUGAAAAUGAGAACUGCAUAAUCUUAAUGACUGCUUCGUCAAGAUGCCUUUGAAUUAUAUCCUAUCUCUUAUUUCCACCUUUAAUCUCAUGAGAUUCUAUCUCAACCAGAAUAUUACCCAUAGUUAAAAUCUGGAAAAGUCAACUAUCUCAGUUAAAAUAUGAUUACAAAACCAAAGCGUUUUUUGUCUUUUAAAAAAAUUGCAUUUUUUGAAUCCAGAUUCAAAAAAGGAAUCCUUCUGUCUGACCUACCAUCUUUAAACUGAUUCUCUAAUUUCUCAUGGUAGAAAUCCUGUGAAUUCAUGAAGCCUAUAUCUAAUAAUACUCACUGCCUGGAGCACAAAUAUAUUAGAGUAUACUACAAAAAUAAAGUUAAAUAUUAACAAAAUUCUUACAUAUUUAUGCUAUAGUGAUGGUUCAUCUGUGGUAGCUCCAUGAUAGUCAUCCAUGGUUAAGAUACUUAGUUGGUGUCAGUGGCAAUCUGUGGUGCUCAUCAGGCUCAUGGAAGAAUUCCGAGAAUUCCCAUGAAUCCACGGGCCCUACAUCUAUGACACUCUCUUUCAUGGAACAGAGCAGAACAGAGAGUGCAGCAGUAGCGUGCAGAUUGGUUAGUGCAGGCCACUCAUCAGACACGGGUUGUGUUCUGGUGCAGAACAAGCCGUUGCAGACCAUAGGAGGCAGAUCAGCGACAGUUAGGGAGCUGGAAGCAGAGCUGCGGGCCGUAGUAGACUGCUAGUAGGCGCAAUUCAUGUAACGUAAUGGCGGGCAAGGUUGUUACGAGAACAUGGUGUUUGUAUCGGUGGACACGUAGUACGCAAGUGACCAGUUUUUCCUUCUUCAAUACUUUUUCACAAUGUUCGAAAAAAGAAAUUGGACAACCUUUAUUUUUAUGCCCUGCUUUCACCCCAGUGACCUUGUUCUCACAAAAUGCAGCGCCGAAACAACCUGACGAAAAAAAUAAACGCCUUAAAAGCGGAACGUACACUAGAAUAACGUUAAUUGAGUCUGACGGAAAUGUAACCAUUACUUCAUUGGAAGAAGCAGAAAAAGUGGCAAAAAGACGAGAUAUGAAACUUGUAAAAAUUAACGACAAGCAAGCUGCCAACCAAAGAUCUACGUAUAAAAUGAUGACAUCCACGCAGUAUUUUCAUGAAGAAUUGAAGUCCAGAAAGACAAGGACAGAAAAAAAGAAAACUGAAAUGAAAGGAGAAAAACUUUUAUCAAUGUCAGACAAAAUUGACAAACACGACCUCGAAGCAAAAUUGAAAAUGGUGAAUAAAUGGUUGCAUAAGAAGUACGAAGUCCGGGUUAUUAUUAAUGAAAGUGAAGAAUCGUUAUCUACAUCUGUAUUUAAGUUUAUUGAAACUUCAGUAAAAGAAAUAGGAAAGAUUGUUCAGAAGCGACAGAAGGAAAAAGAAAUAAAAUUUUCAAUAUUGCCUAUCACCCCCAAAGGAACUAAAUCAGAAGAGACUACUAUUAGUGAUUCAAGAUAUUAAUUUCUUCAUCUAGAAGGGAAAGCUGUGUGGAAAGGUCUUAUACAUUUUUUUUCAUUCCCCCAAAAGUAUCUGUGACCUAUGAAAAAAAUAAAUAUUUGUUAAAGCCGCUUUAUUUAUUUAUUUAUUAUUAUUAUUAUUAUUAUUAUUAUUAUUAUUAUUAUUAUUAUUAUUUUGUGACAUAAUAUUUACAACUGUUGCACUGACAUUGAAUUAUCAGUGUUACUAUGGAAAAUAAUACUCAAUUAUUUUAUGAACUUUUGGAACUAUUCACGAACAUUGUGGAAAAAUAAUAAUCCAUGGUGCAAAGAUCCAUGGUCAAUAAAACUAAUGUACCUUCCAGAGUAUAAAUUGUAGAAACUUAAUAGAUUUGAAACUAAGACUGAAUUGAAAUGUUGUAGAGUAAAAUAUUAUUUCUGAUUGCUGUAGUGAUUCACACAUGUUUACUGUGGCUAAGGAAGUUCAAAUUAUUGGGUGUGAAUGCUAAAAACAAUUGGCCAUGCUCAGAUGGUAAUUUAAGCAACCUUGGGAUAAUUUCUUUUAAUAUAUGAGGGAGAAAAAUAAUACCUUUAACAAGUAGUGUUUGUUCAUGUUACAUUCAGAAUGGUACAUUUUCCAGAAAACUUCAACCAUGCCCAUAAUGCAAAAGAAGAGAGAAUGGGGGCUUGAAUACUGAUAUCAGAAUAUUUUCAUGACAUAAUAUUUACAUCAACUGCAAUUGAAACUUGUUUUGUUCAUGAACAUAGAGGAAGAUAUUGUCAGUAGUGCAAAGAGUUGAUAAAACUAACAGAACUUUGAAAGUGUAAGCUAUGGAAACUUAGUAGACUUGAGAAUAAGACUGAACAGUUAUCCAGGGUAUGAUGAUUGUUAUAGAGACUAGCAUAUAAUUACCACAGCCAAGGGAGUUCAGAUGAUUGCACCUAUGUGAAAUCUAAAUAAAAUAAUUAUAAUAAAAACAACAACAUCCUUGUCUAAGUCCAAUAAUUUGGGGGAAUGCUGUUGUGAAUCUUCCAUCUGUGUUUUAGUUUUUGAUUUCUUGUACAGACUCUUGUUGGCUUCUAUUAAGUGUAUAUCAAUCUUGCUCCAGAAUUUCUCAUAGUCUGUUUCUAUUCACAGUCACAUACUUUUUCAUGGUCUACAAAGAGCAAAAACCGGCAAGUUUUGUUCACAUCUUUUAUCUAUUUGAUCUAGUGAAACAUCAAUCUUACUGAAAGUCACAUUCUUCUUCAUCCAUUAAGAGGGGCUUCACUGUGUUUUAGUACGACUUGAAAAUAAUUGUGUACACCUUGCAGGCCACAGUUUGUACUGUGAACUGUAUAUAGUUUGCACGUUUGUUUUGUGCUCCCUUUUUGUAAAUCAUUACUAUUCCAGUUUGCUAUUGAAAACUAUAAAUAUUUGCACAUGACAAUGAAACUAGAACAUUGAAUGAUUUAUUCAUUAUUUAUGUUAAGCAAAACGUGGGAAGUUCAUAUAUAUUGUCCACAGUACUUUGUGUAUUUUCCCUAAAUUCUAAAAAUUGAACCCUAAAUUCUGAAAAGGCUGGAAAUAAAAGAAGUAUCUUAGAUUAUUGUUUUGUCUUCCAGAAGAUACAAUAAUUGCAUUUUAAAAAAAAUAUAUGUUUCAUGUUCUAGGUACAUGAAUAAUUAGAAGUACUAUGUUUCCUAUCAGAGCUGCUAAAAUUCUCCUCCACACAUCGGCUGACUUGGGCCUAGCUAUUUACCUUGUGUUAUAAAUCUGUACCAUUCAAACUUGUACGUAGGACCUCCCUUUGGGUUCAUUGCAGAGUCAGUGGCUCUGAGCUUAUCACUGCCAGUGAGAUGUGUUGGCUUUGUAAUUAUUUAAUUGUAAGGUAUUACAAACCACAGGAAAACAUAAUCUUGCCUAUGAAAAGUAAAAGAAACCCUGGAUUCACUUGGGCCUCAUAUAAGCAGCCUAUGGAUCUGCAGAUAAGUUUUUCAAGCAUUUCCUCUUGCUUUUCUGAGCUUUUCAUUUCCUGUUUCAGUUAAGAGCUGUCAGUAUUUAGAUGAAUGUCAUGAGUAUAUUGUGUGCGCUACUGGUAACUAUAUGACUAAAUGAACAUAUUUUGUAUGUACUACUGGUAAAAAUGUAAAUCAAUAAAUGGUAUUGAAAUAUGAAUUUUAUAAUUGUGAUCAUUGAAUUGUUUAGUAUAUAAAUGGUAUAAAUUAAAAAAUUAAUA
This is a messenger RNA of Gryllus bimaculatus (two-spotted cricket), 5025 nucleotides long. The record is from the annotation of a GenBank genome assembly. NCBI's taxonomy places the organism in Eukaryota, Metazoa, Arthropoda, Insecta, Orthoptera, Gryllidae.